Messenger RNA from Nicotiana tabacum (common tobacco), 756 nucleotides. The record is from RefSeq and is a predicted model, not a curated record. Lineage: Eukaryota; Viridiplantae; Streptophyta; Magnoliopsida; Solanales; Solanaceae.
AUGCAGUUGUUAGAUCUUAGGCCAGUUCAUUCUAUUCCUCUUGUAAAUACCAUUGUUAGUGAGCCCAAAGCAAAUAAUGCUAGUGCAGUAAAUAAGAAUUCUACUGAAAAUCUAGAUGAUAUUGUCUUGUGGCAUAAGAGAGACACUGUGUUCAGAGAAGACAUUUUCCAUUUCAAACAUCUACACACAUUUCCCUCUCAUUUGUUUCCAGUUCUAGAACUCAGAGAUGUUGAGUGUCCUACUCUGCAUGAUCUUAGAUCCCUUAACUCCCUCAGUCCAUCUUCUACUCCCUAUCCUUCUCUACCCCCUUUGAGUGAUCAACCUAGUCCAUUCCUUUCAUCUACAUCUUCUCUCUCUACUACUGAUCAUUCAUCUUCACCUCCUCUUCUUUCUCCUGCUAAUCCUGGUUUAAGGAGAUCUUCUAGGCUGACUAAGCCUCCUAUCUGGAUGGAAGUCUAUGUAGUGUCGACCAAGACUUCUUUCUGCACUCAUCCUAUAUCAUAUUGUGUGACUUAUGAUAAUCUCUCACCUGCCUACAGGGUAUCACUUGCAGCUUAUUCAGCUAUUAUUGAGCCAAGGUCUUAUGAUGAGGCCAAGGCAGAUUCCAAGUGGAUUGAGGCCAUGGAAGCUGAGAUCUCUGCCUUAGAAGCUAAUCAGACUUGGACAAUUGUUGAUAUUCCUCAAGGUAAGACUCCUAUAUGGUAUAAAUGGGUGUUCAAAGUGAAGUAUAAGUCUACUAGUGAGGUGGAGAGGUAA